Ananas comosus (pineapple) is the source of this 2937-nucleotide messenger RNA. Its product is annotated as digalactosyldiacylglycerol synthase 1, chloroplastic-like. The record is from RefSeq and is a predicted model, not a curated record. Gene Ontology annotation, molecular function: digalactosyldiacylglycerol synthase activity. The transcript is spliced from 7 exons. Gene Ontology annotation, biological process: galactolipid biosynthetic process. NCBI's taxonomy places the organism in Eukaryota, Viridiplantae, Streptophyta, Magnoliopsida, Poales, Bromeliaceae. Gene Ontology annotation, cellular component: chloroplast outer membrane. Bases 153 to 2561 code for a protein of 802 amino acids.
AAAAAUGGACCUCGCUGCUUCUCCUCCUCUCCUCUUUCCCCUCGUCGCUUCCGUGGUGUAUUCUCUCUUGCGCGCUCCACACGAUCGCAUCCCCUAAUAGAGAGCGCGAGAACACGGAGAAGAAAACCGAGUACCCUAACCCUAGAUUAGCCAUGAUCAACCUCGGCAUGGACACGAGGCCCUCGGCGGCGAGCUCCGGCACGGCGGAGAAGGCCUUCUCCUUCUUCUCCAAGGGGUGGCGCGACGUCCGCGACUCCGCCGACGCCGACCUCCGCCUGAUGCGGGCCCGCGCCGACUCCUUGAAGAACCUCGCCGACCGCGAGCUCGAGAACUUCCUCCACUCGGCGUCGGCGUUCUCGGCCCCGGCGCGCCCCGCGGCGGAGGGGUCGAUCGUCGAGCUCGAGUUCGUGAAGCGGAUCCAGCCGAAGCUCUCCGAAAUACGGCGCGCGUACUCGUCGCCGGAUUUCAGCCGGAAGGUGCUCGAGAGGUGGAGCCCCAAAUCGACGAUACGGGUCGAUCUCUCGGCCAUAAAGAAAGCGAUUGUGGCGGAGGUGGAUGAGGUGGGAGGCGCGCUGGAUUUGGGGAAGGAAAGGUUUCGGGGGCAGAGGAAGGUUCUGUGGAAGGAUCGAGAGCGGGAGGAGGAAGAGGAGGGCAAGGAGUGGGAGCCGAUCCGUAUGUUAAAGACUGGGUUAAAGGAGUUCGAGAGGAAGAGCCAGCCGAAUGAGAUCUUUGGGAAUUUCAAGAGCAACGAAUUUGUUGAGAAAAUUAAAAUGAGCUUGAAGUCAAUGUGCAAAGAGCCUGAACAAUCCAAGGAAGUUCCGCCUUUGGAUAUACCUGAGCUUUUGGCAUAUCUUGUUAAACAAUCUGGACCAUUGUUUGAUCAGUUUGGCAUCAAAAGAGAAACAUAUCUUCUGGGUGUAGACAUUUGCGACAAAAUAGUGGAGGCCCUAUGCAGUAAACACAAAGACCACCUUCUAUAUAAUCCUGUUAGUCAAAAUGGAACAUCCUUAUGUGGAAAUGAGACUAUAAGCGACGAACUUGACCUACGAAUAGCUAGUGUGCUGCAAAGUACUGGCCAUCACUGUGAUGAGGGAGGGCUUUGGAGUAAUGCUGUAAAGCAUGAUAGGACAGAUCAUAAGCGCCAUGUUGCAAUUUUUACAACUGCUAGUCUUCCCUGGAUGACUGGAACUGCUGUAAAUCCACUUUUUCGAGCUGCAUAUUUGGCUAAAUCAGCUAAGCAGGACGUAACGUUGGUGGUCCCUUGGCUUUGUAAGUCAGACCAACAACUGGUUUAUCCCAACAACAUGGCUUUCAGCUCUCCAGGGGAGCAGGAGGCCUAUAUACGGAAUUGGCUGGAGGAAAGAAUCGGCUUUAAGGCAGAUUUCAAGAUCUCUUUUUAUCCUGGAAAGUUCUCAAAAGAACGGCGAAGCAUUAUUCCUGCUGGUGACACUUCACAGUUCAUCUCCUCGAAGGAAGCUGACAUUGCCAUAUUGGAGGAACCAGAGCACCUAAACUGGUACCACCAUGGAAAGCGGUGGACCGACAAGUUUGAUCACGUGGUAGGUGUUGUUCAUACGAAUUACUUGGAGUACAUCAAGCGGGAGAAGAAUGGUGCUAUACAAGCUUUUUUUGUCAAACAUAUCAACAAUUUGGUCGCCCGUGCAUACUGCCAUAAGGUAUUGCGUCUUUCUGCAGCAACUCAGGAUCUACCGAAGUCCGUCAUUUGCAAUGUGCAUGGUGUGAAUCCCAGAUUUCUUGAGGUUGGAGUGAGAAUGGCAGCUGAAAGGGAGCGAGGGCAACAUGCAUUCUCCAAAGGGGCAUACUUCCUGGGGAAGAUGGUGUGGGCCAAAGGUUACAGAGAACUGAUAGAUUUGUUAGCUAAACACAAGAGUGACUUGGAAGGCUUCAAGUUGGAUGUCUUUGGAAACGGUGAGGAUUCAUAUGAAGUUCAAUCAGCAGCUAAGAAGUUGGACCUUAAUCUUAACUUCCUAAGAGGAAGGGACCAUGCAGAUGAUUCACUUCAUGGGUACAAGGUUUUCAUCAAUCCAAGUGUUAGCGAUGUCCUAUGCACUGCAACAGCAGAGGCUCUUGCAAUGGGGAAGUUCGUUAUCUGUGCCGACCACCCGUCAAAUGAUUUCUUCCGGGAUUUCCCGAACUGCUUGACGUACAAAACAUCGGAAGAUUUUGUUGCCAGAGUUAAAGAGGCGAUGGCCAGUGAGCCUCAACCCCUCACCCCUGAGGAGAGAUAUAACUUAUCAUGGGAGGCUGCAACCCAAAGAUUCAUGGAGUAUUCGGAACUCAACAAGGUUUUGAGUAAUGAGAGCAAUGAGCAUGGAGAAAGUAGUAAAACAAUCAGUAAGAUGAAAAAGUCGGUUUCCUUGCCAAAUUUGAAUGAUAUGGUGGAUGGAGGGUUGGCAUUUGCUCAUUACUGUCUAACAGGCAAUGAAAUUCUAAGGUUGUCUACAGGAGCAAUACCCGGUACACGUGAUUAUGAUAAGCAACAUUGUAGGGAUUUGCACCUCUUGCCUCCUCAGGUACAGAAUCCUGUGUAUGGCUGGUAAUGUAUAGUAUAUUGUAACCUUAGCCCUCAUUGUAGCAACAUUGUCUCUUCAUUGUAACCUUGCACCUCUUGCCUCCUCAUUGUAGCAACAUUGUCUCUCUCUAUAUCUUGUGGUGUAUAGUAUAUUGUAACCUUAGCCCUGCGCUUUUCCCCUAGUCGUAAACAUGUACAAUGAGCCCACAUCCCCAUCCACUGAACUUAGUAAUAUCGUAAGAUCGGAGAGAUUCCUAUUGAACUUUUUUUUUUCCUUCCUUUCUUUGGGUGGGCAGGGUUUCGUAUUGUAUGUUAUUCUUUAAGCACGCGAAUAUAAAUACAGACAAAUGAAUGGGGAUAUGUACUGAAUAUUGGAGAUUCAAUGAGAGUAAUCCAUUUGACGA